Molecule: messenger RNA, 2335 nt
Organism: Microplitis demolitor
Lineage: Eukaryota; Metazoa; Arthropoda; Insecta; Hymenoptera; Braconidae
Exons: 5
Coding region: 92-2143 (683 amino acids)
Biological process (GO): mitochondrial protein catabolic process; mitophagy by internal vacuole formation
Cellular component (GO): mitochondrial outer membrane
Source: RefSeq, a predicted model, not a curated record
UCGUUACUACGGUGUCACUUUAUUUUAAAUUAAAAUGUUGUUUAUUUUAUUAAACACAAUUAAUUAUUUGAUUUAUUUAAUUUUAUAAAAAAUGAGCAAAAGAACCACCACGGGUUUUAUUAACUCGUGUGAAAAAAUAAGACCUGAGCGAUCAAGGAAUCCUUGUUUGCAACGGCUUGUUUGGACAAAUAAAUCAACGGAUAAAAUAAAUAUCAGGGGAACAAGAUACUGGGGAUUUGAUAACGCGGUUAUUGGUGAUGAUCUUCAAGUUACUAAUCCUCGGGUCGCGUUAAGAAGAUUGUUAAGAUUGUACGAAGGACGUCAGUACCGCGAGGCGGCAAAUUUUCUAACAAAACUACCACGAUGCACUUUAGCAUCAACAUUAACAGACUUUCCCGUGGACUUGGUGAUCGAAACUCUCCCACGAAGUUUAUCACUUCUAGAAGCUUUGUAUUCCCGGUUGCCUGAACUUGGUCUCAACAAUAACAAUAGCAACAAUAAUAACAGAGAAAUACAACAAGAUGAAUUGUCACGUUUACUGAGGGUCGAACAACUACUCUGGAAAGUAGUUCAUCUUAUUUCCGUCUGUCAAGAUCAACAGCGCAUUAAAAUUUGGACAAAACUUAUCACAUAUAUUUCCCAUGUUUAUCCUAAUACGCGCAAGCUUUUAGUUAAUCGUAAAAAAGCUCUAGACGAAACGAUUGAGGGCUUGGGAAAACACGGGCCGAUACCCUGCCAAAUUACCAGUGAGGAUAAACGAUCUGGACAUCAGCAGGAUACUAAACUUUUACCGCUAACAGCUAAAUUCAAGGAUGAACUUGAAACUAUGAUUGACGCUUACAAACUUGCACUACACAAGAUUGAUAAUUUUGGUAAAGAUGCUUCCAGGAGAUCGAAAGGCGAUCCCCAUGGACUUAAAUCUGCUUCACAUCAGCGACUUUUGUCAUUGAAAUACAGCGAGGUUCAACAACGUCUCAUUGAUAAUCAGAGUCUACUGAAUACCCUAGAGAAGGCCAACGGGCGUAACUUGACAGAGUUAUCUACCGAAUUGUUACGUCGAGUCGAACAGGACAAAGAAGCUCUGCGUCAGUGGACAUCUUUAAGGAAAUUCACUGGGGAAAAUAACAUCGAAAUACGUUCCAGCUCUACUCACACCCUCUACAACUCAGCCGGUGCCAGUGCUGGUGUUAGUGCUGAUAAUGCGACCAAAGAGCAGCCAUCCCUGGCAGCCCGACUCUUACAAUUUUCCCGAGCUUGCGGGAUCGUGCUGGAGAUGAUGAACAAAACUCACGACUCGAGGUCUGAUUGGUCCUGCGAUUUUCUCGCUGCCGAGGAUGAAAAAUACGACGUGGCUGAGUCUAGUAGCGCUGGGUAUCACACUGACGACAGCUACAGCCCCGAACCACCUUGCCCCUACUUCACUGGGUUACCUGGAGAAAUUUAUAAUAAUAAUAAUAAUUAUUAUGAUGGCAAUAAAAAAGCUCAUGCGGUCACAAUGACUACGGAGCAACUGAGGGAUAAAUACGCAGCGCUGUACGCGCAAGCACAUUUGCAUACUCUUGAUGCUCUAGACGCUUUGGAACCUCUCAAAGAAGCUACGGAUCUAAAAGCCAAAAUCCUCUUUUCUGUUAUCGUUCUAUCCUGGCGAAUCGCUGACAGCAUCCAAUCAUCCCGAAAGCACGAGGCGGUAGAAAUCUUAUCCGGGGCUGAGUCAGCAUUAGCCGAGGAACAAGGGCUCAUACUGUCGCUCGAUGUGGAAGCUUGCAUGCGCCGCCAAUUAGCAACAGCUGGAUACUCAACAGGUACACGGCAAGUUGCAUCGCGAGUUAUGGACCAACUCAGAACUACACUAUACGAUUACCCGUGCAUCGAAAAUUGCAAGGAGCUUAAAAAUUACGCCCUCGAAAGCGCACAUCUUGCCUGGUCAUGCCUAGCACACGACACUCCACUAAUUAUCGAUACUGUCGAGUCUUCGAGAGUGAGAUUAUCACUCGAUGUUGAAUUCAGGCGUGAAUUACAUUCAAGACAUCACACAUCACCCAAUCCAAUGGGUAAGAAAAUCGUCGGGGUAAUUUGGCCAGGUCUACGUCAAACAAACUUACAAGGCCCUUGCUUGUACCGAGCGGUUGUUCUCACCACUUAAACUUUUCACUACUACUAUUACGUAUAUAUGAAAGUUGUUAAAGUUUACGAUCAGGUGUUGUAGAUUAUUGGAGCUUGCAAGCUUCCCAGAGUUUAAAACUUCACUUGUUGAUCUAUUUAAGUUUAAGAUUUUUUUUUUAUUUAUUUAUUUAUUACUUUUUUUACUUCGCCUUGCAUUUAUUUAAUCAGGUGA